UUUGUAGCUGACGCCACCCAGUGCUUCCCUCUACUGACAAGCCGUGCUAGCCGUGCCUCUAUAGCCGUGAUCCGUCCCCGACCGACAGCGCCUCUGGCCCUCCUUCACUCUCGCUCUCUGCUUGUGCAGGCUUUGGCUGGUGUGAGUGCGGUUGGUCGGGCUGAGUGGGUGGGUUUGUGCCCGCUUGUCCUCAUCAUAGGUCUCAGUGAUCUGGCGCCUUUUUCCUCGCCUUUGGCCAACGGGUCGAGUGAAGGCUUGCCGGCCGCUCACACGCCCGUCGCCUCGAGCCCGGCCGGCCCGGCUUUAUCGCUGGCCGGUUGUCAUGCGGCUAGCACCACGGCCAGCUCGCCGACCACCCACCACGCACCUCCGCCGGAACCGCCGCAUCUUCGGCAUCAAAGCCGGAGCGGCUCUCAUCCAGCAGCUGGGACGGGUCAGCCCGCCCAGCCGUCGCAACCGUCGGCCUCGUCCGCCCAGCGUCGUCGCCGGUCCAGCUCGAGUUCUGGCCGCAGCAGUACCAAGUCCACCACGCGGAGUUCGACCUCGUCCAACCCGGAAGUGAUCAUCAUGAAGCUGAUCGACCCCGUGAUCCGCUCGAUGCGGGUAGGGAAGGUGUUCAAAGAUAACACCGAGACCGUGAAUCACAUGAACUUUUCGGGCUGCGGAGGGUUCAUGAUAUCCUCGGCCGAGGACGAUCAGAUCAUCAUCUACGAUUGUGAAAAAGGCGUGCAGAAGAAAUCGGUGAACUCCAAAAAAUAUGGGGUGGAUUUGAUUCACUUCACACACCAGAACAAAAAUAACGUGGUCCACGCUUCCACCAAAGAGAACGACAUCAUUCGCUUACUCGACGUGCACGAAAACAAAUAUCUACAGUACUUUCGGGGUCACUCCAAGAAAGUGGUGGCCUUGUGCAUGUCGCCCACUGACGACUCGUUCUUGAGUGGCUCCACCGACAAAACUGUCCGACUGUGGGAUCUUCGCUCACCCACGUGUCAAGGACUGAUGCACCUGGCUGGCCGUCCCGUGGCUGCCUUCGAUCCCGAGGGCCUCAUUUUCGCGGCCGGCAUCAAUUCCGAGAGUGUCAAGCUCUACGAUCUCCGCAGUUUCGACAAAGGCCCUUUCUCGUCGUUCAAGUUCAAUGUUGACAAAGACAUUGAAUGGACGGGAUUGAAAUUCAGCCCCGAUGGCAAGUCCAUUCUAGUCUCCACCAAUGGCUCGUUUAUUCGCUUAAUCGAUUCCUUUGGUGGAUCCACCCUUCAAACUUGCACGGGUCAUCUCAAUUCCAAGAAUUUGCCUCUGGAAGCUUCUUUCUCGCCGGAUUCUCAAUUCAUCAUCUCCGGUUCCACGGACGGACGGCUGCAUAUUUGGAAUGCGGAGAGUGGCGCAAAAGUGUGUGUUCUUAACGGGGACCAUUCAGGACCGGUCCAGUGUGUUCAGUUCAAUCCCAAGUACAUGCUCAUGGCGUCAGCUUGCAAAAACAUGGCCUUUUGGCUUCCUAGUGUAGACGAAGAUGUCUGAUGACACGAUCAGACUACGCUCGAAACUUAAAUAUUACGUGUCGGGGUCCAUGCGGGGUCCGAAAAAAGAGGAGCCCUAGAUCCUCAAAAAACACGGGUUGAAAGGGGUCAAGGAGGGUGCCCCUUCGGUGAGAAGAAACAUUGAAUAUCUCUAAGAGAUCUGAUGUCAAACCAUAAUCCAAAAAACCAAAGAGGAAACCCGGCAACACCUUUCUUUUGUCUCUAUCUAUCUCUCUUUCACAUCAUAGAUGGCCACACCGAAGACCCUCUUUCAGCUUGUAAUGUUAGUCAGACCAAAGUAUUCACUUGUUCCUUGUGUAAGUGUGCUUGAUGAUAUAUUAUAUAUAUAUAUAAAUUCGUA
Messenger RNA from Tigriopus californicus, 1878 nucleotides. RefSeq names its product WD repeat-containing protein 82-like. NCBI's taxonomy places the organism in Eukaryota, Metazoa, Arthropoda, Copepoda, Harpacticoida, Harpacticidae. The record is from RefSeq and is a predicted model, not a curated record. The coding region runs from base 568 to 1518 and encodes 316 amino acids. Gene Ontology annotation, molecular function: protein binding; chromatin binding. The transcript has 3 exons. Gene Ontology annotation, cellular component: Set1C/COMPASS complex.